Micropterus dolomieu (smallmouth bass) is the source of this 2520-nucleotide messenger RNA. Its product is annotated as E3 ubiquitin-protein ligase TRIM21-like. The record is from RefSeq and is a predicted model, not a curated record. Lineage: Eukaryota; Metazoa; Chordata; Actinopteri; Centrarchiformes; Centrarchidae. The transcript is spliced from 7 exons. Bases 76 to 1722 code for a protein of 548 amino acids. Gene Ontology annotation, molecular function: protein binding.
CGCACACACUAGGUGGGAGUAAAGAGAGAACGAGAAAGAAGCCUGACAUAAGGAUCAUCUCAAUUGCUGAAAGAUAUGGCCUCCGCUCAAGCAUCACCCAGCGAGCCACGCUUACUGGAAAAACAUCUAAUUUGCUCAAUCUGCAUGGAUCCAUUUGUGGAUCCUGUCACUACAGCGUGUGGCCACUCCUUUUGUAAGGAAUGUCUAAACCGCAACUUUAUGUACAACGACACAGUGUGCCCCCUAUGCAAGCAGCAUCAGAACAGAAUGCCAAACGUUAACAUCAUCCUGAGAAACAUUGUCGAACAGAUGAAAAAGACCGUGGAGAAAGACGAUGAUGAGUACACUGGGGCGCCUGGCGAAGUGGCUUGUGACAUUUGCACAGAGAGCAAGCUGAAGGCUAUAAAGUCCUGCCUUGUGUGUCUUGCCUCGUAUUGUUCAGCCCACCUGGAGAAUCAUUCUUCAACUGAAAGACUGAAGGGCCACAAGUUGGUGGAACCUGUGGAGAACUUGGACGAGAGGGCCUGUCUGCAGCAUGGACGCCCCUUAGAGCUGUACAGCAGGAAGAAGGAGAGAUGCAUUUGUGUACGCUGUAUGGAAGAAGGUCAGGAGGAGGUUGUUUCUACUGAAGAUGAAUGGAACAAGAAGAAGGCUAAGCUCGAAAACACAAAGACAGAGUUGCAACAGAAAAUAAGGAAGAGAAAAACACGGGUGGAUGAAAUUAAUACAUCUCUACAGAGUUGCAAGGACCAGGUGGAUAAUGAGUGGUGGGAUAUUGAGAAUGUGUUCGCAGCUGUGAUUGCUAUUGUUGAGGUUGCCCAGGCGAGAGCUCUUCAGCCACUGAAGGACAGGAGGCAGGUUGUAGAGAAAGAGGCAAAAAGCCUCAUAGAGGAGUUGGAAGCCGAAAUCAGCGUACUUGAGAAGACCAUUUCUGAGCUGGACAAUAUAUCUGCGCUUGAGGAUCACAUCCUUUUUCUGCAGAGUUACCCAUCUCUUCAAGACCUGGACAACAUCAAAGAAUGGACAGAGGUAGAGCUUGACACAUCACUAUCUUUUGGUACCAUGAGAAAAACCACAACUACCAUGUUGGAAAACAUUCAACAGGAACUGGAGAAGCUUACCUCCACUGAACUUCAGAGACUUCCAAAGUUUACAGUGGAUGUCAAGCUGGAUCCAUCCACCGCGCACCAACGUCUUGUUCUUUCCGCUGAUGGGAAGGAAGUGAAAGAUGGAGGAGAAGACCAAGAAGUAGCUGAUGCUUCGGAGAGGUUUGAUCUGUUUGCCAGCGUCCUGGGGCUCAACAGGCUGACCUCUGGGAAGUCAUACUGGGAGGUGGAGGUCAGCAACAAGACGGGGUGGGAUCUGGGUGUGGCAAGAGGCGAUGCGAACCGCAAGGGGAAACUCUCGCUGACCCCAGAUAAUGGUUACUGGGUUACUGUACAUUAUGAAGAUGAAAAGUACGCGGCCCUGACAGCACCACCUGUUCGCCUCUCCCUGAAAGAGAAACCUGCGAAGGUGGGAGUGUUUGUGGAUUACGAGGAAGGUCUUGUGUCCUUCUAUGAUGUGACGGCUCAAUCUCACAUCUACUCGUUUACUGAGUGUUUGUUCAAUGACAAGCUCUUCCCAUAUUUUAGUCCACAUGCAAAACAAGAUGAGAGAAACACUGAUCCUUUGAUAAUUUCUGCUGUGUCACAUUGUUUGCAGGACGUAGAAAUGUCCUAAGAAUGUGUGAGUUGUCUGGGAGAGGGGGAAAAGGGGGCUGUUCAACCAAAGGUGGUGGUGUAAUUAAAUCCACUUUUUAAAAAUGAAUUAUAAUACUUAAUAAUACUUAAUUAUUACGUAUUUUUGGUACAUUGUAGAGUAACUGCUAGUAGUGUUACAGAGAAAUACUUUAUUAAGCACAUGCAUAAGGACGCACAUUAGUGCAUGAGUGCUUUGGUGGGGUGAUAGCUACUCAGUCCUGCCAAUGACUUUACACUACACUACAGGUGAGGGUGAAAUGCGAAGAAACAAGCAAAACACGAGUUUUUAAAUAAAAAAAUUUGGUUUUCUUUUAUACAAAUUUAAUGCAUAUAUAACUGACCAUUUAUAUUUUCCAUGGCCUUGUUCAAAAUGGAACAUGCUGUAAAACCAGGGUGAACUUUCAUAAACAAACCUGAAGACUUGAGCUCAUGCUGUCAUAUGACCCACCAUCACAGCCAAAGUUAAAUGCAUUCAUGUGUUUAUCCAUUACCUGUUCACUAUAAUCCAUGACCAAACAUACCCUCUUAGAAGUUUAUAAAUACAUGACUUAAUCACAAUGAUGGAUAAAGAAUCUAUUGAUCUACCAGUUGCCUUCAAGCAUGUUAGUAUAUUUUACACAGUCUCUGGGUUGCAGUUUAAGGUGAUGGUGGGAAAAUCAACUUAGAUUGAAAUGUCAAGUGUGUUUGUGGACUACAAUAUCGUUUGAUUAUUUACAAAAUGUGCUGUAAUUAUUAAUUUUUAAAUCUCAAAAUAAAAAGAUGAAAUGAAAAUGUUCAA